UACGAGACACGGACCUUGAUCAUCAUAAUCCAGAAUAGAAAAGAAAACAAUGAAAGACUUAGACCUAACGCGUGCAUCCUGGCGUAUAAUAGUCAUGUCAUGGAACUGAUAUCCCACCUACCUGUCCACUUUCAAGCCCGACACGUGAUUGUAUCACAACAAUCGCCCACUCCUAACCUCACCUAACUCCCCUAAUCUAAAUCGCCCUUCCAAUCCUCGAACAUCCACCCAUGUCCACCGCCAAAAUGGCGCCAAACCGCCUGCUUUCGCUCCCGCGCAAGCUCCGAGACGCCAUCUGGAAGCUCAGCCUCGCAUCAUCGGAGCCAAUCGCCCUACACAGUUGCUUCCAAAGUCCCGGCAGCGCACACAGCAAGGAAGAACACCCAGGCAAGCACAAGACGAAGGACACCCCAAGUACAGCCCUCCUGCAAACCUGCCGCGCGAUCAACACCGAAGCCACGCCAAUCCUGUACCGCAACGUCGUGUGCGUGCGUACGACGGACGAGGGGAUAGAACAAAGUGUAGAUGCGCUGCGUCAGAUGCGCGACAAGGCAGUGCUGCUCCGUCGAAUGGAUGUGUUUGUCAUGGACGAGAGCUGCCGCGAAUACAGAUCUAUAGGGGCGAGUAUUGCGCCGAUACUACACCUUGCGACUGGGUUGGUGCGGUUGGUUGUUGACUGUGACUGGAGGCAUGCGGUCAAGUUUGAGUGGAUGGAGCCGGUCGUCAUCCAUUGCUAUGCGCACUUGCCGAAUCUCUAUCGCGGGGAAUAUAUUGGUGGGUACGAGAUGUGCUUGUCGAAAUUGGAGGUCGUCAUUAGGCACAUGUAUAUUGAGGAGAGGGAGGGGCCAAUCGAUGAGGAUGUUGUGAGAAGGUGCCGCGAGACGCAUACACUCGAGACGAAGCGCAACUUGAAACGUACGUUGGCGGACUAUCGUCAUCGUCUUCGCAACGGUUUGAAGCAGGAAGUCGAAGUGAGGACUGUUAAUGAUGAGGAGGAGCAGACAAGCUUGGUUACAGCCGUGUCCUGCACGUGAAAGUUUGGGCGAUGGAUGUAACAGGAUGGAAACCUGGCCGAAACAAAGCGUCACUUCCUAGCUCUUGGCACAAGGGAUGAAGCUAUGUCCAACAAAAGUCGAUCCGAUAAAGCUUGGAUGGAGAAUUGACA
Messenger RNA from Pseudovirgaria hyperparasitica, 1165 nucleotides. RefSeq lists its product as uncharacterized. The transcript has a single exon. The record is from RefSeq and is a predicted model, not a curated record. Lineage: Eukaryota; Fungi; Ascomycota; Dothideomycetes; Acrospermales; Acrospermaceae. Bases 231 to 1034 code for a protein of 267 amino acids.